Messenger RNA from Hyaloscypha bicolor E, 1165 nucleotides. RefSeq lists its product as uncharacterized. The transcript has a single exon. Lineage: Eukaryota; Fungi; Ascomycota; Leotiomycetes; Helotiales; Hyaloscyphaceae. The record is from RefSeq and is a predicted model, not a curated record. The coding region runs from base 59 to 895 and encodes 278 amino acids.
CCAAAGUCCGAAGAGAUCUUCGUUCGAACCCUACAAUCGUGUUCCGUGACUCAAAGGAAUGUUCAUAAUUGGUUCUACGGCUGCAGGCAUUUCAUCAAAUCAUAACAGCCUCUUCUGCGAAUCCUGGCUAGACUAUUGCUCCGAUUGGAAGCCACGAUGUUUGGGAGGUUCGUCGAGGCUGCCUCAUUGCUUGAUAAGACGAGAUGCAGCACAAAGGAUGAGUGCCCAACGAACCCAACUUUCAAUCUUCGGGAUUGCUUCCCCAUUUCUGUAUCUCUUUCACCGGUGCAAGUUUCAUAAUACGUUUGGAUUGUCACCCUCAACCUUCUUUGGAGCGUAUGAAAGGCAUCUGCAAGUCCGCAGAUACUUCACAGGCAAAUCAAACGAGGCUGCGGUAUCGAGUGCAGAUAUACGGGCUUUCGCGGCUGUUACACGAGGUUACAUUCCCCCGCACAUCAACCGGUCCGUCACGCCCUCCAAGUCAACACCAUGUCCAGCAGUCCCAGCAGUCCCAGCAGCCCCAACUCUCUCUUCUCUAGUUCCUUCCCUGCCUUCGGAGCCUGUCCCUGUUGCCUCCAACCGUCCUCAUCUGCCCCCUCCCACGAAAAACAACAGCCCGAAAAGUGCUACGAGCACCGGAUCUGUCUCUAUCCCGGCGGUUGGAAGGAGCAUCUGCAGCAGAUGGUGCACAAAAGAUGUCCGAUGGUGGGAUGCGCGAAGGCCGGAGCGGAUUUUGGCAGCCAUGAGAGGUUUCUGCAGCAUUGGAGAAAUAAACAUCCCGAGAAAUUGUGGCAUUGGGAGAGGAAGAGUGGGUUCUUUGGGGGGCAGAAGGUGCAGUGGAGGAAGUGGAAUGGGUAUUGAGUGUUUUAUAUUGGGCUACUGUUUCUUGUGCUGAAAUUCUGGUUCUGACUCCAACCGAUCUCUUUAACCUUCCGCUUCUCCUUGAUUUAGAAUUGCCUCUCCCUCUGCUUUCUGGGUUCUCCCCACUCUCCUGAGAGGCAGGGGAACAAUGAAACCGAGAAUGAUAUGUAAAGGAAUUGUGACAUCCUGCAGAUCGGCUUUCAAUGAAGAAUCUCCACGAUGCCUGAAUGUUCCUUUCAGCCGUGUGUUUGCCUGCAUUCUUUCAUUUUUCAUUCUUCUCAAGCCUGUAUAUCACUGUUGAAGC